Messenger RNA from Cadophora gregata, 2614 nucleotides. RefSeq lists its product as uncharacterized. Gene Ontology annotation, cellular component: nucleus. The record is from RefSeq and is a predicted model, not a curated record. Bases 104 to 2311 code for a protein of 735 amino acids. Gene Ontology annotation, molecular function: DNA-binding transcription factor activity, RNA polymerase II-specific; RNA polymerase II cis-regulatory region sequence-specific DNA binding; zinc ion binding. Gene Ontology annotation, biological process: DNA-templated transcription; positive regulation of transcription from RNA polymerase II promoter by galactose. The transcript is spliced from 5 exons. Lineage: Eukaryota; Fungi; Ascomycota; Leotiomycetes; Helotiales; Ploettnerulaceae.
CCCCUCUCUCCACAACCCCACAAAUACUCUCUCCGCUCCAGCUUGUCUUGCCUUCCGAUGUUCCCUUCCAUUCUGCCGAACAGGGUAUUCAAACGUCAAAGAUAUGUCUGAUGCUCCAAAACAAAAGCGCCACAAGAUUGAUGUUGCGUGUGAUCGCUGCCGAGCUCGGAAGGUUAAAUGCUGUGGGAGCAGGCCAGUGUGUGCACAAUGUAUGCGACGCAAUGCUCAAUGUAAUUACACUGAUGACGGCAGUCCCAGGCCUCCUGCUUCGACUCGGGUGCCAGCUGGGACGAUCCAAAAUCACCAGCCUACAUCAUCAACGAAUGGAACACUGCACGGUGCUUCGCCCGUAGCCCAGCCCCCUCUCCCGGUUCCAGCUUCAACCAGUUUAGGCACAGUCGGAACUUCUCAAGAAUGCCAUGAGGUUCAUCCGUCUACUUUUGUAUCAACAAACAUCAAUCAGUCAACAGACGAAGCUCCGAGAGUCGAUGAUGUUUCCAACUUUCGCGGUCCAUAUAGAACAGGGAGUAUGCACACUCCAAAUGGCGCUGGAAUUCCGACUGUUGACAGUAUCAAUUCCAUGACUGGUCCGAUCGAAUCAUCGAGUCCAAGUUUCUUCGGAAAUAGCUGUGCCAGUUCUUUUAUGCAGCAGCUGAAGUCAGCUGUAAAUAUCCAAGUACAAAUUCCGCGUGGUCAUGAGCAGCCUGUGUACAUGUAUCCUGUUGGCACUUCACCGCACCGGUCAGCCCUUGAAGCUUCACGUGUGAGGCUCGACUAUACACUUCCUCCUCGGAGGGUGGCAGACAGUUUAAUGAAAACAUAUUGGGAGCUGAUUCAUCCUCUGUAUCCGUUCCUCGAUGAAAACUUCAUGCACAAAGCUUACACGUCGAUCUGGCUUGGAGAGUCUCCGGAUCCAGAAGACCCUGUCCUCAUAGCUAUUCUCAACUCGAUAUUUGCUUCGGCAUGUCAAUUAGAAGAGAGUAUGGAUUGUGGAGAGCGGGCAACUUUAGCUGCAACCUUCUUUACACGGGCCCAGGACCUCAUCCAUGAGAGCUUAUGGUCUGUGGGAUCAAUACAGACCGUCCAGUGUCUACUCAUCAUGGGACAAUAUUUGCAGAGUACAAGUAAUGCCCAUCAAUGCUGGAUGGUUAUCGGCCAUGCAGUCCGGAUCGCUCAAGGCUUAGGACUACACUUACCACAGUCAAACGCGUAUGAGAAUCAUUCCGCUCAGGAUAGUGAACUUACCCGACGGGUUUGGCACGGGUGUAUAUUAAUGGAUAGGAUAUUGUCCAUGACAUUUGGUCGUCCGGCUAUGAUCUCCAGUGUGGUCGCCAGAGCUGUUCCUAUACCACAAAUUUCCCCUCACGAUCCCCGACCACCAGUCCAAGCACCACACAUAGACUCCCCAGAGCACAAUGCUUCGCCCCUGACAUUCUAUGUCAAGACCCUUCAACUCUACGACAUCAUAUCCGAAACCCUCUCAAGUACGCUCUAUGCUGUUCCUGGAGUGGAGAAAAACAACCGGGGACAUGCAGACGCUGUAACGAACAAUGUGGAUUCCUCCGAGAUAGCCACGGUUUUAAAGAUGGAUCAUGAUCUCAUGGGUUGUGGUCGUAGCCUACCUUCAUACCUGCGGAUAUCCUCAUUAGAUUCAUUUACAUCUCCGAUUUUCCAGCGGCAGGCGGUUGUCUUUAGAGCCAGGUUUCUCCAUGCACGAAUUCUCAUACUCCGCCCUAUUCUCUCUCGCUUCUGCCUCCCUCAAUCCCGUCCUCUCUAUGCCGGCACGAUUCUUGACGAGAGCGUUGGCGAACGCAUGAGUUUUCAGUGCUCUGCACUCUGUCUUACAGCAGCACAUAAUCUGAUUGGUCAUAUUAGCACACACUUCCGUUCAAGGGGCAAGAUUGGGAUGUUGCCUGCGUGGUGGUAUUGUAUUUUCUAUAUCUACACGGCGUCCACCAUUUUCUUGACAUCACGCUUGCGACCAGCCCUUGAGCAGAGCAGUCCCAUCUACUCAAUCGCGGAGUCCUGGUCCUCGGCCAUCGAAAUGCUCAAAGCACUCUGCUGUCAUGGAGAACUAGCCGAGCGAUGUGUGGCUGCGCUGGAGAUCCUGUCGGCAACCAUUUCUGCUGCUACUGUUUCGGCUGUCGAUGAGCAAGCUGGCGGUGGUACAGAGAGCGGUGACAUUGGCAGGGUGGGUGGCCCGGAUGGGAUUGCUAGUGGCAUGGAGCCUGGAAUUGGCCAUGCACCCGAGGGGUUCCCGAAUGUGGUGUUUGAUUUUGAGGACAUGUCGUGGCUGAAUAAUAUCCCAUGAAGUCCAACUAGCUGUGCUCAUGUCUUCAGUAAGCCUGUACUUAAUGUAGUGUUUGUUAUUGGAAUGAAGGGCUUCACGUAAUUAAUUAUGCGCUCUCUUAGGCGGUGGAGUAUGGAAUAUGGAAGCACUGAAGAGUGGGAAUACUAUCAACGUCCCUACGGGGGUUUUUUUACAGACACUGUCUGCACUUCCUACAGAUAUUGUCUGUAAAUAGGUAUUUUAGACAGAUUUUCUAUCUAUAUUUUAGUUAAUUGUCUGUAUUUUUCUCAGCUAGAAACUCUAAUUUUAAUCGAUUUUUGAAAA